Molecule: messenger RNA, 723 nt
Organism: Erinaceus europaeus (western European hedgehog)
Lineage: Eukaryota; Metazoa; Chordata; Mammalia; Eulipotyphla; Erinaceidae
Gene: MYMX
Product: myomixer, myoblast fusion factor
Exons: 1
Coding region: 1-255 (84 amino acids)
Biological process (GO): myoblast fusion; skeletal muscle organ development
Cellular component (GO): Golgi membrane; plasma membrane; endoplasmic reticulum membrane
Source: RefSeq, a predicted model, not a curated record
AUGCCUGCUCCGCUGCUCCCACUGCUGCUACGGAUGCUGCUGUCCCGUCUGCUGUUGCCCGCUGCCCGCCUGGCCCGCCAGCACCUGCUGCCCCUGCUGCGCCGUGUGGCCCACCGCCUGGGAGCUCAGGACUUGCGAGAGGCUUUGCUGGGCUGUCUGCUCUUCCUCCUCAGCCAGAGGCAGCAGCCUGACGAUGGAGAGGUCUCCAAAGGAGCUCACCUGGAGAGGAGGGAGAGGUUACCCCCCAAAAAAUGAAGAGGCGAGUCCUGGCAGUGUCCGUAUCCAUCAAAAAUGCCUUUUUUUCUUUUUUCUUUUUGGAGUAAGACAGUCCUGGCACCAAUCACUGACUGCAGCCUGUCCAGUGGGCAGUGGGGAACUGAGCCUGAGGGGGAGCUGAUUAGGGCUUUCUUUAGCAGAAAACUCAUCCUUAACCCUUCCUCCCCCUGCAUUCCUCCCAGGACCUUUGCUCAGUACCACUGGUCUCAGAAGAGAGUCACUUCCUCCCUCACACACACCCAGGUGAAUGGGGAUGUGAGGGACAAUGCUUUUAACCCAAGGACGACUAACAAUGCAGCUGAGAGGUGAAAGAUGUUAAUGUUAACUGUCUUCUAAACUCAGGACUCACCUUGAAGUAAUACCUUGGCUUGCUAGUGGGUCAGUGAGUGCCGCAGCCUCAGACCUCCGGUCUGUAGCAACUGCUCAAUAAAUGUUUCUUGAUUUGAA